AGCUUCUGCUGGGAGGAUGAACACGAACACACAGAGGACAAUGCGACAGAGAAACAAAGUAACUGUAGUAAGUUUGAGGAAAUAUGUUGUUUCUCAGUAGAAAUUAUGGAUGCAAUAGACUCAACUGAUCCAUACAGCCGACCAGCGCGCAGGACACAAUGGAUAGUCAGCACUCUGGCUUACCAUUACGGACUGGACAGAGGAGUGGAGAACGAAAUCAUAGUUUUGGCAACGGGGUUGGAUCAGUACCUACAGGAGAUCUUUCAUCAUAUGGACUAUCAAGGUGGAGGCAAAAUCCCCGCCGAGGAUUUUAACAUUUUGUGUGACGUUUUGGGACUGAACAAAGAGUCGGAGGAUACAGAGUGCACUGGAGUUUUAGACAAUUUACCCAGCGAGCUCACCUUCAGAAACUUCCACGCUAAACUGUGCGGAUACUUCAGCACCAAGGCGGGCUGUCAGUAUGAGAACGGCCGGCUGCUGGUCGGGAAGGACAGCGAGCAUAUAGAGACUCAAAUCCGCCUGAGAAGCCCUAUGAGGCGGCGAGAUAAGCUGCUGUCUGUGGGUGUAAGCGGCCCCUACUCGGAGGGACGGCACGCCUCCGCUUGUAGGCUCGGAUCCUGCUCCAGAGAGUGCUAUGAGGAGAUAGUGGCGCUGGAGGAAGCAGAGGACCGAAUAGCCAAACUGGAAGAUGAAAGUGCAAGUUUAAGGGAGCUGAUUGAGGACUUGCGAGCCGCACUUCAGAGCAGUGAUGCCCGCUGUUUGGCUCUUCAGGUAGGACUGUGGAAAAACCACUCCAAACAUAAACCAGAGGGAGGCUGUUUUGCUGCUCACCAGAAACCAGAAGCCCAGAAAAGUAUGAGCAACAGCAACCUGAAGAGCCACAUCUACAGCGACCUGAAAAACCUGCAGAAAAUCAUCCAUGAGGUCGAGCUGCUGCAGAGCUCCAGAGACCAACAGGUAGAGGAGACCCUGCUGUGUAAUGAGAACCUGGAGCAGGAGCUGUGGCGCUCUAAAGAGACUGUGGCUGCUCUAGAGGACUGCAACCGAGCCCUGAAGAGGGAGCAGGUGGGGAUGAGGAGGAAGGUGGAGGAGGCCAGGCAGGCACUGCUCAGUGGCCUGGGGAAGGUGAAGGAACUGGAAGCCAAGGCCAGUCAUGUGCCAGUGCUACAGAGACACAUCCUCCAGCUGGAAUCAGAACUCCUCUAUUACAGGUCGGAGGUGUCAAAACUACAACUCCCAAGCAGCACCAGGGUAGAGCAGCAGCUGAGUGUUGGCAGCAGGCAGGGCCAGAGGUGUUGCUCGGAAUCCCAACAUGACCGAUGUUCUCCAACAGGGCGUGCUCUGACGACCCCAGUGGAGGAGCAGCUGUUCCGUUCGGUGGAGGGCCAAGCAGCAUCUGAUGAGGAAGAGGAUAAGUGGACUGAAGAUCAGCAGAGGCAGGUGGAUGAGGUGAAGAGGAUCUUGACCAGGCUGUCCUGCUGUGGGGAAAGGUGUGAUGACAAGGCAUUCAAGAAGCUGAUGUCUAAGUAUGGGAGCUGGAGGAGUGAGGAGAGCUGCAGCGCUGUGGUGGAGCUCCUGGAGAGGGUGACCAAGUUGCAUAAGCAGCUGGAGCUGAAGGAGAGCCAGGUGGAGAUAGACAUGGACCAGAUGAAGGACUCUCUGGUGCAGGAGCUGCAGCAGAAGGCAGUGGAGACUGAGCUGCUUCAGAUGGAGCUGCAGAUGCUGGAGACAGAAAGGGUUCGCCUGUCGCUGGUGGAGGAGAAACUUGUGGACAUCCUGCAGCUCCUCCAGCAGCUCAGAGACCUGCCCUCUCCUGUUUCAGAACGUCUCUCGGAGGUCCCUUGGGAAAAUCCUGCUCAGCACUUUGGGGUCUUGCAGCGACCCACAACAUGGGAAAGCACACAUUCUGGAGGUGCUCAACGCUCUCUAUCAUGAACUGGCUGCCUAUGAGAUUCUGUCUGGCAGUGGACCUUUGGAGCAAACACAGAGUCAACAGUCUCUGAAUGCCCUCAUCAUCUCCUGCUAAUCAAGAUUGCCUCCUGCUGGGCCAUUCAUGUGCCAACAGACUUUCUAGAGAACACUGAAAGCUUGACGAUGCUCACAAAACAAGCCAAUUGAUGUGUAUAGUGUAUUAUAAUGUAGCUUAUAUACUCCUCACAUCCUAUUAUAUAUAAGAGAUACUAGCUGUUCAUUAGUAUAGCUAAGGGCUUUGUUACAUUUAAAGGAAAUUCAUGCAAAUACAUAUGUUUCAAGAUAUUUUAUUGCACAUACUCUUUCAUCGUCCAAUAUGGAUUUUGUUUUUCAACAACAGAGCUCUGAAUGUGAAAAUGUUGUAAUAAGCUAAACUUUAAAGUGUAUUUCACAGUCUGUGAAUUGUAUGGACCUCCACUGGUCAACAAAAUCCCUGAUAGAAUUUAAAGGAAACUUAAUUUAUCUAAGUCUGCAUAUCAAGAUAAAUGUAUCGUAAUAACUUGACAAGCCUGUGUGAUUACAAAGUCCUCUGCAAAGUGUACAGAGAAAUGAAGCCUACAUUGAACCCACAUAACCACAUGGCUGUGUACUUUGGGACCCUCAAGAUGCCUAAUUGAUGUGUAGGCCCCAAUCACACAGAAAGCGUUUUAGCAGGUGGAGGUGGCUUUUUGUAAUUGUUCUUAAUGAGAAUGAAGCUUUUUACUCACUGUUUAUGCACUGCUACAUGCCUUGCUUUUUUGCACUCUGGGCACCUGGUGUUUUUGUCAGAGCACUCUGAACUCCUUGAGUUGAAAAACUGAGCCGAAAAGCAGCCCACAUCAUCUCCGCUUUUUUCCCAUUGUCCAAUCAGAUGAUUUUAGGGGCUGGCCUUCUGUGAUGGUCACAACAAGAAGUUUACAGGAUGUCAGACUGCCCCUGAUUCAUCCUAAAAUAUGCCUGGAAACAGCCAUCGUGGAGGCGAAGCUCCUGGACAAACUGGUGGUACUCCCCGUGAUC
Messenger RNA from Epinephelus lanceolatus (giant grouper), 2967 nucleotides. The record is from RefSeq and is a predicted model, not a curated record. Lineage: Eukaryota; Metazoa; Chordata; Actinopteri; Perciformes; Serranidae.